AUUUUUCAUGUCGGUUGUAGUAGGUCGCUGUUGCUUCGUGUCAGGAUUUUUGUUGAAUGAAUCCUGAAUGGCAAUUGGUCGAUGCCUCCGUAGAAAGUCUACUCAUUCUGGAACUGCUUAAUGGCUGAACCUACUCCGUCAGACCUGGACACCACUGUAAAGGCCGACACUGGCAAGAUGGGUAGCAACGACACUGACGUCAACAAUGUGGAGCACACUACGACGACAGCGCCCGAGAUCCAGAAGCAGCCUACAAUUGAGCGCCAGGACUCGCAGAAUUCCAGCAUGUCGUCACCGAUGAGUCCGCAGUUUCCGGACCCAGUCCACGAUCUCCCUGUGGAGCUACUGCAGCUGGGGUGGAGGAAAUUCUGGAGCAGACGUGAAAAUCGGCCGUACUUCUUCAACAAGCACACCAACGAGUCCUUAUGGGAGAUGGAGCAGCUGUUGGCUCAUGUGGCAGCUGGGGCUGGAAAUGUUUUCACAGAUCCUCUUGGUAUUGCAAGUUCAGGUUCUCAACCAGUUUCGACAAACGAUGUUCGACUGAGUCGGCCCAGCACAGAAAUCCCUCCAGUUGUAAUCGGAGAUAAGAGGAGAGCAAGUAGUGAAUUAUCAGUCGGCUCCCCAACGAAACGACUUGCUUUUAACUACAGCCCUUUCUGGAAUUUUGAUGUGCCAUCCAACUGUCUGUUUUAUGAACGAGCUCCAUCAGUUUUACCUCCUCCAGUUCCAGAGAUUGAGCAGUUUCGAGCAACGCUGACAUCUAAACUGCGUGAGAAAUACCAGGAACUCUGCCAGUCCAGAGAAUCUAUUGAUGCCCCAGUGGAAUCUUUUAAUCGCUGGUUGCUAGAAAGGAAAGUUAUUGACAAAGGAAAAGACGCGAUGCUGCCGUCAAACUGUAGGCCUGAGGUUUCUCAGUCUAUGUACAGAGAGAUCAUGAAUGACGUCCCAGUUAAACUCGUGAAACCAAAGUAUACAUCCGAUGCCAGGAAACAACUUUUCCGAUACGCUGAGGCAGCAAAGAAGAUGAUAGACUCACGGAAUGCCACUCCAGAGAGUCGGAAGGUUGUCAAAUGGCACGUAGAAGACACGUUUAGUUGGUUACGGAAGCAGAACAACCCAUCAUACGAAGAUUAUCUUGAACGGUUAGCUCACCUGAAGCGGGAGUGCCAGCCUCACCUUACUGAGGUGGCCAAGGAGUCUGUUAAGGGGAUCUGCAGCAAGAUCUACCACAUGUCUUGUGACACGGUGCGCAAGAUCUCUGACAGACACUGGAAACUGCUAAAAGAACAUAACAUUCAUGAAAUGGAACCUCUACCAGAACUUGCCCACCCUAGAAAGGUCCCUUGCUACUGUAUCCAGAUGGCCGUACCUGCGUUGAGAGUGCCACACAUAGAACACAGUACAGAUGGAGAAAUGACCGUUCUACGCAUCAAGGGGGAUGAAGUUCGUGUCAACAGUGCACACUUUCACAAACUGGAACAGUUAUACCGAUUAAACUGUCGAGAUGACCCCAGAUUUGAACACUUCCUGUCACGGGUCUUUUGUUUAGGGAAGCGAUACCAGACUCUGUUUGGCAUCCAUUCAAAAGAAGGAAUUGUCCUACAGGGGGCCCUGUCUGUCUCGGUGUUUGAGUGUCUACAUCGAGUGUUUGGGGUGACAUUUGAGUGUUUUGCCUCUCCCCUUAAUUGUUAUUUCAAACAGUACUGUUCUGCAUUUUGUGAUACGGAUGGAUAUUUCGGAUCUCGGGGACCCGUAUUGAAUUUUCAUCCAUUAACGGGAUCCUUUGAAGCCAACCCACCUUUUUGUGAAGAACUCAUGGAAGCUAUGGUGGACCAUUUUGAGAAUCUGCUAGCGGAGACUCGUGAUCCUCUGUCGUUCAUCGUGUUCAUGCCGGAGUGGAGAGACCCACCCACAGAGGCCCUCAUGAGGUUAGAAACCAGCAGAUUUAACCGAAAGCAGCUGAUCUUCCCGCCAUUUGAACACGAAUACAGACAUGGUUUUCAGCAUGUAUGCAACAAAGGUGACAUGAGUGUGAAGGCCAUUCACGGAACCCUGGUGGUGUUUCUGCAGAACGACGCAGGCUUGGCAAAGUGGGGUCCCACGCCAGAAAGACUUAAUGAUCUCAUGUUGGCCUCCAAACCACGAGAUGCAUCAUGAACCAAAAAGCUGAUAUCCUUCAUGUUGUAAAUCAUUUCAUAAACUCACAAAUCAUCCUGUGUACAGAACAUCACAUCAUUCGUACUCAUUUCGUCAGCCAUAUAGAAUAUUGAAUCAUUCAAGCUCAUUUCACCAAGUGUAAAGAAUAUUGAAUCGUUCAAACUUGUGUCAUUAUUUCAAGAGACUAUUGCUGUUGUUCAGCCCGUCUACAGAAUACUGGAUUAUUCAAACUCAUUUCAUUUUGUGCAGAGAAUAUUUAAUCAUUCAAAAUCAUUUUAUUCUGCAUACAAAAUAUGGAGUGAUUCAAACUAAAUUUAUUGUGUGUUCAGAAUACUGAAUCAUUUCAAACUCAUUUCAUCAUGUGUACACAAUACUGAAUCAUGUAUAGAAUAUAAAUUCAUGCAAACUUACAUAAUCGUGCGUACAGAACAUCCAGUUUUCAUCCAAUUUUUAUUUUAUUUAUUACUUUAUUUUACUUUAAUAAUAGUAGGUCCAAGUAGGAACUGGGUUGCUCCUUUCAAUAAGUUACACAAUGUCUAUCCAUUAUAUUCAUCAAAACCCCCCAAAAAACCAACAAUCGGCGCCAUGUCCCAUGCUUAUAAAACUUAAAUGUAGACUACAUGAAAUUUGUAUGUGUUGCUGUGGUGUUAAAAAUCUCAAGAUAUUAUUCGAGACUGGAGUCUAGACUUUUAAGAGUUUUAUAAGCACAGAGUCUGAAGUCUUUUAAAUUGUAUAAAAAGUCCUUUUUAAACAAAAAAAUCUGAAAAAAAUCUUAUUUCAAAGACCCAAGAAAUGUUAUUGUCUUCUUGCUUCUGUUUAGGGCAAAUUAAUAACACUACCAUAGCCUCCUAUCCCAGUCGAGACUUCCGAUUUCACUGCUCAUUAAAAAGUUGCCAAUUGAUCAUCUUGUGAGAUCCAAACUGAGACUUACUUGUCAUUCUCUGAUCAUACUCUUAAAUGCACAUUCAAAUCAUGACAGCGGGUUUCCUCUCAAAAUCUGUGUGGUCCUUAACCAUAUGUCUGACGCCAUAUAACCAUAAAUAAAAUGUGUUGAGUGCGUUGUUAAAUAAAACAUUUCUUUCUAUAAUACAUGGGGAACUAGCCUGAUAUUCUGUAAGGGUUAGUGACUUUUUCAAACAUUUGUUGAACUCUGCAGUUUUGUUAUACUCCAUUGAUGACUGUGGUACAAAAGGUCUCGCCUAAUAUUUGACUGACAGGGUCUUUGCCAGAGGGUACUGAGGGUCAAAUUACGUACCCUAAAAUCUUGAGAUUUUAAUGGCUUUUAACCACCAGGAAUGCCAACAUUUCUUAGUCUUGCACCUUGCAAGACGGGUGGGGGGCCACCAAAGACAGAAUUAGGGUUGUUUUUGCUAUAUGUAGCAAACCAGAAACUUUUGUGUAUUCUUAUGAAUUGUUUUUGCUGUUUGUAGCAUAACCUUUGUGUGUUCUAAUAACAAUACAGAGGUGGCUUUAUACUUUUAUAACAUAACACUUGUAUAUUUAAUAACCAACUAAAAAGGUCAAUUUCUGCCCCGUGUUUUUUCUUAAUACUUUGUAGCUUUAAUAUUCAUUAGGAUGAUAUUGAUAUGGAAAGUAGUAUUUUGUGAUGCAAAAGAAAAUAUUGUUUUCAUAUUUAUUAAUAUUAAAUCCAAAAUGGCUCUAAGCUUAACACAAAGCCCAUGGAGAGGUUUGGUAUAGCAUAAAAGUUCAGUUUUAUGAAAAAUUUCCUAUUGAUUAUUUUUAAUUGAGUUUUCUUUCUUUUUCUUUUAGUUUGUUUUCCUUUACAGAUUUUAUAAUUAUCACCUCAUUUAGAUAAAACUUUAAUUAAAUUGUAUCUUCACUUAACAUUUAUUAAUUAUUUGUUAAUCAUGUAUAUUAUUGUUGUUGUGUUGAAGAUUUUAUUAUAUAGAACGUUCAUUCUAUCAAUUUUGUAAAUAAUUACAUUAUAUAUAUAUACAUGUAUAUCAUGUAUGUAAAAAAAAACCUAAUUCUUAGAAUUUUUAAGCCUGUCGAAAUGCAUAUACACUGACAUUCAUCAAGGUGCUAUAAAUUUAAAAUAUGAAAAUUAAUUUUUAGGCCUGUCUUUAAAAGUAAGAAAGCUUUACUUAACAUCUGCCUCAGUUGUUUGUGUUUUCGUCCUUUUGUCUUUGUAUUUUUUAACUCGUUUUAGCAUAAUAGCUACUCCAGCAUAAUAUUCUGUGUUUGGUUGCUGUACAUAACGUUUAUUGUCAACACAGAGUUCAGAGACAGUAAUUUGAACCUAACACCGUAUGUAACUAAUGUUAGGAUCAGACUACCAAUGGCCAGCAGAAAGUUGGCCAAUUUUCUGCUGUCACAACUUCUACGACUGUCCAGUUGCUAGUCUGAUAUGAGUGCUCUUACAACUCGAUUCCUGUCAUAUAAUCCAUUGCUUUUUAGUUGUUAAUCUGAGUGCACCUGUCAUAAGUCGGGAGUUAGGGAAAUUACAAUGCAACCAUCGAGUUGACCAACUUCGUCGUGACAGUUGACAGUCUGAGCCUAGUAUUAGAUAACAGUUUGUGAGUUUAUAACCAUUGUAAUAUGUUUUUCUCCUAAUAUAAUAUUAAUAUAACGGUUUAAUUUUUCAAGUUACAAUAUACUGUAAAUCAGGAAAUGCUAGAGAGCAUAAAAUAUUAGCAAAUUUAGCGAGAUCAUACAAAAUGAUAAUAUUUCAUGACACUAGAUUUAAAGACAAAUUAUAGACUGUUCUGAAAAAUGUUUGUAUGAUUGUUUUGUCAGCUAUUAACUGAACACACAACAAUGGUUAACCUAUUGAUGUAGCAAAAAAACCCAAGUUAAUCAGUAUACACAUUACUGCCAGUUUCUAUGAAAAGUAAGUUGUCUGUAAAGCUGCAUGAGAUAAAAUUAUAUCAAAAGUAAUUUUAGCCAAUGAUAUUAAAGCAGACAUCGCUAAAGUGUUAUUAUGCUAAUAUGGAUUUUGAUAAAUUUUAAGAUUGCUAAUUAAUAUAUUAUGAUUUACAGUACAUUACUUGCUUGGAGUAUGAAUAUCUAUAUAUCCAUUGCAUUUCUGGUCAUCCCAAUAUUUACAUUAGCUCAGUAUUAAUCAUUUUGUCUACAAUAAUUUUGUACAUAUCAAUUUUGCUUUUCUGCCAUUCACAAAACAAACUGAAGUAGUGGGUCAGAUGCAAUGACAGAUUUAUUUAUCCAUAAUUUAAUGCUUUAUAUUUGAAACUUUUAAUAGUUUUGUAUAGAUUAAAAUCCAAUGUUUGUUUAAAUGGCCGCAAACAGGACAGUAAAAUUAAAACUUGAAACACACACAAACACACACACACACACACACACACACACACACACACACCAUUUUAGAAGGUCAAUACAUGAUCCAUGGUAUGUCUUAUUUUGAAAGAUAUUUUGUGGGUAAUUGCAAAUUAUUUAAUUUUAUUUUAAUUUGUUUUUCACCAUGGAAUCAAUUUCAAAUUAUUUCAUUUAAUUGUUUUAGUUUAAUUUGUUUUUCACCAUGAAAUAAAUUUUAAAAUGUGUUAUUUUAACUGGCCUACGCAUUAUAGAUGUAUACAGUUGGCAGCAUUUCCAUUGAUUAAUUUCAUAGCUGGUCAUGUGUUUUGUUUAUAUAUAUAUAUACCCGGUAUAUAUAUAUAUAUAUAUAUAUAUAUAUAUAUAUGUUAAAUUUUGAAUUAAGAUGAAAUCAUGGCUGCUUGAAAGAUGGUGGGUAAAUUUAAGUUUGGUGCCGUUGUAUAAAUGUUUCACAUAAGUAUUAAUUUAUUUUUUAUUUUUCAUGAAUUGUUUUACCCAGUGAUGAGUUGAUGUAAAUGUUUUGGGUAGCGUUGUGUAAUUAUUUCCUUCACGAACUAGAUUCUGUUGGUGUUUAAAAAGGAUUGGUUGUACAUGUUGGUGCCAAAGUCAUGAACUCGGCUGAGCAUCUGCCAUUACUGUCAUUGACAUCAAUAAAAAAUACAAGAAAAGAAAAAAACUGUUCGGUUUCGUUUAGGUUGAAUAAUAAAUUAUUACUUAAUUUUAUUUUGUUUUGUAUAGGUUUUUACUUUUGUACAUCAAAUUGUUUAUUAUAUUUAACAUCAUAACAAUUCUUGAAUAUGUUUGAUCUAUUAAGAUGCAUUGCAGAUUUUAUGAUUUUGGCACCAGAUCCUGCAAUCUGUUCUUUCUUAACAUUAAUUUGUAAUAUCAUUAAUUGUCAAAUAGUAUGGCAUGUUUGAAUAUGUGUGUCUCCAACCGUCCAUGUUUUAAUUUUAGAAUUUAGAGAACUUGCAUGGUAAUGUGUGUAGCCGCCUAACAGAGGUUUCUAGAGAUAGACAGAUACUUCAAGUAGGUCACUUGUACCAUCUAAGGUUUUAAUUAGUUGUUUCUUAUAAGUAAACUGAUCCUCUCUUGGAAACUAUGACGGAUAAGUUCACACAAUAAUAAGAUGGGUCGUAUUAGAUGAUUUUAAGUAGUAUGUCAAGUGGCUAGUUAAUCGGGUCUCACUGUACAACAAUAUUUCUUUUUACAUGGUUUUUAUUACAGAUAUUUUCUUGUUUAAGAGGGUUCAGUGUGUCAAGUACAACUAUAACAUAAUGGUAAUAAAUGACAUCAAAUACCUGAAACAAA
Messenger RNA from Gigantopelta aegis, 6756 nucleotides. Its product is annotated as mRNA (2'-O-methyladenosine-N(6)-)-methyltransferase-like. The record is from RefSeq and is a predicted model, not a curated record. The coding region runs from base 121 to 2157 and encodes 678 amino acids. Gene Ontology annotation, molecular function: RNA polymerase II C-terminal domain binding; mRNA (2'-O-methyladenosine-N6-)-methyltransferase activity. Gene Ontology annotation, cellular component: nucleus. The transcript is spliced from 14 exons. Lineage: Eukaryota; Metazoa; Mollusca; Gastropoda; Neomphalida; Peltospiridae.